UAUCUGAUUUUACUCCAUCCAAAUGAACUAGUUUCUUCGCCUAGUGUUCCACGAUUGUAUCGGAGGUUGUGAUGGUACGUAUAUAUUGAGCAAGAGUGAACCAUACAUAGCAUUGAGCGUUGUAUUUACAAAAUAGAUUUGGUAUUGYACUAAUUAUUUUUCGUWUUUCGUUUGUUUUACUUCGAAGGUUGUGUUGAYAUGGCCAAUCCUGACAAUGCAGGUUUAGACAAACCAAUCAAUGCCCUUCAGCCCUUAGUUGAUUCAUUUUUUGACCGAGGCUUGACGCGAACGGACAUUUGGGUGCUUGCUGGUUUGGUUGCAACAGAGACCGCUGUGCCCGCGGAGMAUCGCGACAUACUUUUCGAUUUACAAUGGAUUGGACGAAAGACUUGUGAGGCGAUGGUUGAUUGUGGAGUUGAUUUCAGUGGAAAUCCAACUCUUUGUACCUCCAUGCGAGGCCCUCAUGUUGGACAAGCUCACGCAACGGCAGGAACUAGAUCUAUUCAAGCAUUUUUUGAAAACGAAUUCARCUUCAAUCCGCAACAAGUSACAGCCCUYAUGGGAGCCCAUUCYGUAGGGAAAAUGAGUCGAGAGAAUAGUGGAUUUACCGGAAGAUGGGAUUUAAGCUCGACGUCUUUUGAUGGAGGUUAUUGGAUCGAACUUGUCGGACAGCCUCCAGAUUUUGUCUUGGAAGAUGUCAAUAACGAUGAUUUGCCAGGUAUUCCGAGUCGCCGACAAUAUCGAGGCUUUGUAAGUCAAGACACUCGAGUAACCAUGCUACAUACAGACAUUUCUCUUGUUCGGAACUUGGAGGAUAUGAGAGAUGGGCAGACAAAUUGCGAUUUUAAUGGGCCAAAUCAAUGCUCGCAUGACACCCCUUUCAUGCCCCAUGCUCGGAGAUACACUCAAGACAAUCGUUCGUGGCUCGUYGACUUUAGAGADGUUUUCAACUUGCUCAUUGACCACGGUCACGCAAAGGCUGGAUUUUGUCCGCCGGGACGAAUCUGUACAUUUGGUUUCGAGCCGCAAAAUACGCUGGCUACAGAAGUCUUGCCUCCUCCGACGCAAGCCCCAUCGCCUCCCAUCAGAGAAUUCGGAGUAAACGGAGCCAGGAUAUUCGUUGACAAGACAUGUUACAAUGUAGGAGAAAGUAUUGUUGCAACCUUYGACAAUAUYUCUGCAGAAAAUACUUGGAUAGGGAUGCUUCCCCUGGGCGUUGUCUCUGACUUCACGGAUCUACCGGCAGGUCCAGACUCUGGSAGUGAGUUACUCGUAGAGUGGACACUUUCCUGUGGACAUCAUGAAUGUCAUACAUGGCUGCCUAGUGGAGGCCUUCAGUUUCCAACUGAUGGAUUGGAAGAGGACGAAUAUAUCAUUGUUGUUUCUGGUGCGGGGGGGUCUUUGGAGGGUCAAGCAGCAACAACUUUUUUCAUUGGCGGAUGCUAGAGAAGAAAAUAUUUUGUUGAAAACCAAGGUAAGACGACUACAACUUCUUAUUUCUUUGCUUUCUGUGGUUUUGGAAAAUGAAUAGGGAAAAYUAUCGACGGUUGUUCAAGUAAAAAAAAAAUUGUAGUUGCAUCAUGAUGGGCAUAUUGYGAUCGGCAGUCACGAGUGUUAUGGACAUGCGCAACAUGAACCGACACAACCAACUGAAUACAUUUCUGCCAUGGACCUUGUUAAGUUAAAGUGUAUAAUAAAACAAUUACUAUCUG
Molecule: messenger RNA, 1712 nt
Organism: Pseudo-nitzschia multistriata
Lineage: Eukaryota; Bacillariophyta; Bacillariophyceae; Bacillariales; Bacillariaceae
Source: the annotation of a GenBank genome assembly